Messenger RNA from Ostrinia nubilalis (European corn borer), 2562 nucleotides. Its product is annotated as zinc finger CCCH domain-containing protein 15 homolog. The transcript is spliced from 7 exons. NCBI's taxonomy places the organism in Eukaryota, Metazoa, Arthropoda, Insecta, Lepidoptera, Crambidae. The record is from RefSeq and is a predicted model, not a curated record. Bases 222 to 1424 code for a protein of 400 amino acids. Gene Ontology annotation, molecular function: metal ion binding; mRNA binding. Gene Ontology annotation, cellular component: cytosol. Gene Ontology annotation, biological process: cytoplasmic translation.
AACUGUCAUCUGUCACAUCAGCCAAUCUGUCAAGAAAAUCCACGACGAGAUUUUUGUUCAGCUGAAAAAAGGCCAAUAAACUUACGAAAUUGAAUUUAUAUUGAAAAAUAUAAAAUUUAUCGUGGGGCGGUAAUCGCCGCGUGACACAUUUUGCAUUAUUUGGGUGGAUGUAAUAUUCGUAGAGUUAAUUUUGGUUGAAGGUUUGGAAACGGCAACUCACCAUGCCGCCGAAGAAAGCACCUGCGUCUGCGAGCAAGAAGACGGAGCAGAAGAAGAAGGAGAAAGUUAUAGAGGACAAGACCUUCGGUCUGAAGAACAAGAAAGGCGCAAAACAGCAGAAGUUCAUUCAGCAAGUGGAGAAACAGGUGAAGAGUGGCGGCAUCCACCCCGCCAAGCCCAUGGAAGACAAGAAGAAGGAAAAAGAACAGAAACUUAAGGAACAGAAGGAAAUGGCAGCACUCUUCAAGCCUGUACAGACACAGAAGGUGGAGAAAGGUACUGAUCCGAAAUCGGUGGUGUGCGCAUUCUUCAAGCAAGGACAGUGCUUUAAGGGCGAUAGGUGCAAGUUCUCUCAUGACUUGACAAUUGAAAGAAAGGCUGAGAAGCGUUCUCUGUACGUGGACAUGCGAGAUGAUGACGACAACAUGGACAAUUGGGAUGAGGACAAACUCAAGGAGGUGGUCGAGAAGAAACACGCGGAGGACAAGCAGAGGCCCACAACCGAUAUCAUCUGCAAACAUUUCUUAGAAGCCGUAGAGAAAUCCAAAUACGGUUGGUUCUGGGAAUGCCCGUCAGGCGGCAAGUGUAUAUACAGGCACGCGUUGCCACCAGGCUUCGUCCUCAAGCGCGACAAGAAGAAAAUGGAAGAAAAAAAAAAUGAGAUAUCUCUGGUCGACCUGAUAGAGAGAGAGCGCGCGGCGCUUGGCCCCAACCAAACCAAGAUCACGUUGGAAACCUUCCUCGCGUGGAAAAAAAAGAAGAUCAAGGAGAAACAGGAAGCGAUGGCCAAAGACGAGGAGCAGAAACGGAACGACUUCCGCGCCGGCCGAGCCGUUGGCCUGUCAGGCCGCGAGAUGUUUUCGUUCGACCCCGCGUUGGCCGCUGCCGCCGACGCCGACGAGGACGGCGAGACUGUGGCACAAAUGGCCUACGACGACGACGAUGAAGACGCUGCGCAGUACAGGGAUAUCGAGCUCGAGCUCAUCGGCAUGGAGGCUUCAGAGGCGGACGACACGGGCACAAAAGCGUCUGAAGACCGACUCACGCAGCUCGGCAAGGGGCUACCGAACGGGGACCACGCGCCCGCGGCCUCAGAGGCCGCAGAGACCGCGGAGGCCUCAGAGGCCGCCGUGCCCAUCAACGAGAACCUGUUCCUCGACGAGGAUCUGGAUGAGGAGCUGCAGAACCUGGAUCUUGAGGACUAGUGGUCGAAGUACAUUCGGAGCCGAGUCGAUGAGCCCUGCGUCAUCAUUCACAGUAACCACUUAGAGUGCACCCUUACGGCCGUAUUCACAAACUAUGUUUGCUUAUGUGAAGCUGCAAAUCGAACGCACAGCGUUGAGAGCUCUGUGAUUGGUUCGUGUGUCACCCUGUGCGUCCACGCGCACUGGAAGACCUCAUAGUAACGUAUUUGAAUACGGGCGUUAGAUUUAAACAAAAAGGGAAGCGACGGCAUAAACGUCUGUCCUAGAACAUCAGUUUUGACAGCUCCCAAUCGGUCUGACCUUCAGGCAAUACGCGCCGCAGCCGUCAUGUGUUUUUAAAGGUGUACGAAAAAUUAAUGAACUUAAAAAAGUCCACGACAUCAGUUUUCAUUUAUAAAAUGCAAUGAAACAUAAAAUUUCCACUCGCUGACACUGUCAUUCGCCAUGUUGUCAGGAAAUUGUUUUUUCUAAGCAACAUAAGCACAAUAUCAAUAUGCCAUGUCUUCCCUUUUUUGUUUUUAGCACUUUUUUUGUAGGGCUCAUUCGAUAAUCGAUUUUAAUUUAAUUUAAGGGGCGACUGUGAAAUUUGGGGAGAUAAUAUUUCACCCAUAUUUUAGGUAAAAUAUGUUUAUAACCAACAAUCACCCCUGUGAAUAGCUAUGGUGAUAAAAAAAUAGGAUUAUUGUGCUUGCCAACUCUUUCCAGUCUGCAGAGUGCAGAGCAUUCGCGGAACCGCGGUCUCCUGUGUGAGGUACUUACUGGACCCAUAGACAAUACAGUGUUGCCAGCCUAAAAAAGAAUGCCCUUGAGGUUUCAUAGUGAGUGUCUAAUUUACUAAUUUAAUACAAUUUAUGGUUAUACUGGGGUUAAUUCAUUUUAAAGUGCUGUACUGCAAAUAUUUUGUUUCAGUAAUAUGUUUUAUAUUUUCAUACUGUGUUUCAAUACAAGUUAUCUUUUAUUGUAUUCAAAUAAAGGCAACAGUAAUGCUGAACCAAUAUUUAUUGUUGGCAGCACAUCUCCUUCAAAUUCAGAAGUUUAGAAAUAAACACUAUAGAACUAUUUUUUUAACAUGCGUCCUUAAUUGUCAAUGAAAUUAUAUUGUAAAACAAAAAUGUAAAUAAAAUAAAUGUUAAGAAAA